Lactuca saligna is the source of this 474-nucleotide messenger RNA. The record is from the annotation of a GenBank genome assembly. NCBI's taxonomy places the organism in Eukaryota, Viridiplantae, Streptophyta, Magnoliopsida, Asterales, Asteraceae.
AUGAGGGAUAUUGUAAUUGUUAAUAUUCUCAAGAUGCAGACAACGACAUUUGUUACUUCUGAUCCAAAGAAUUUUCUAAUUGUGGGUUCCAUUUUGCAAGCUAUCUUAUCUAGGGUUCCUACUGAUCAUCAUAUCAUUAUGGAAUACUUGGCAAUUUUAGUUUCCACUGGAGGUGGUGGUUCGAAAGAAGAAAUUCAUGAAGAAAAAAUUCCAAGGAAGAAAGUCAAACGUUCUAAGAGAAAUGGGAAAACUCUCGUGUCCAAGAAAUCUAAGAAGCAUAAGAGGGCAAGGUGUCAACUUAUUAUUGAAAGUGACUCAAGUGAAAAUACUACAAGUCUUGAUCAAAAUGAAAAGGAAUCUGCUCUCAAUAAUGAAGUCAAUUCUAAGAACAUUAAGUGCAAUCAAUAUCUAUUUGGAUCCAAUUCAUACUCCCAUUGUCUCUUUUCAUUUGGAGACUGGAGCAAAAUUUUAUAG